Messenger RNA from Trichomycterus rosablanca, 2356 nucleotides. Its product is annotated as AN1-type zinc finger protein 2A-like. Gene Ontology annotation, cellular component: cytoplasm; endoplasmic reticulum. Gene Ontology annotation, biological process: protein targeting to ER; proteasome-mediated ubiquitin-dependent protein catabolic process. NCBI's taxonomy places the organism in Eukaryota, Metazoa, Chordata, Actinopteri, Siluriformes, Trichomycteridae. The transcript has a single exon. The record is from RefSeq and is a predicted model, not a curated record. Bases 872 to 1714 code for a protein of 280 amino acids. Gene Ontology annotation, molecular function: zinc ion binding.
CUGCAGUAACGGUGUGUGUCCCAGUGCUCUGAGAUUGACAGUAUUAACUCCUCUGUUUCUGACUCGGAGUCUCUGCCGUGGCUGAAGGUGUGUAGCGGGCUGAUCAGGAACCACAGGUACCAACCAGGUGAGACGCGGUUCGAGACUACACAGAGAUACUGCUCGGGAGUUCUGGUCAUUGGGAGUAUAUGGCGCAUGCUGAGAAAACCCCACUUUACCAUCCGAGCAGUUCCUUAGUCUCACUGGGACAAGCUUUCUGGUGGGAAAAGCUUUCACUGGGACAGGAGCCCUUGUGAAUAUAACGAGGCCGGCGAAGGAGUCCAAGCUGUUUGAUGACUAGAAUACACGAUGGAGUAGUGUAAUUGUUGAACUUCAUCAGCUGGUCAACAGAAUAGUUCAACAUUGUGCUGAUCGCAGGAAAACUCACCCACCGUUAGCCACAUAGCUGUAAAUUGUAAUCCAGACCAUUUCAGGAUGUGAAGAAAACGUACAAGCAUCAGCAUCAUUUAAAAUGAUCCAACACACACCGUAGUCUUUUAGUAUCCAACAGGCGCUGAGAUUAUCCGAUGAAAAAGAAAUAGAGCAACAGGGGCAGUAGUAAUAACAGGAGUGUGUAAAAAGAUCAAAAUGAAAAGAAAAAUACUAUAAAAAUACAAUAAAAUAUGAUAAAAUACGAUAACGGUAGCGGCAGCCAGAUGCGCCAGCGUCCACAAUCACCAUGACAACAUUAAUUAGGUGUACACAGUAAAGAAGAACAGGUUAACUGUUUAUUUGAAGGAAGUCCGUGUUGACGUUCGUUCUGCUGGUCAAGAAACUACUCACCUGCUUCUGAGAACAACAUCGUGAAACAGCAGCUUUUCACCAUAGUGCCAUGGAGUUUCCAGAUCUGGGUGAACACUGUUCAGAAAAGUCCUGCACGCAGUUGGAUUUUCUGCCGAUGAGAUGUGAUGCGUGUGAAGGAAUUUUCUGCAAAGACCACAUAACUUACGCUAGUCACAAGUGUACUUCCUCGUAUAAAAAGGAUGUCCAAGUCCCAGUGUGCCCACUUUGCAAUACCCCAAUUCCCAUCAAAAGAGGGGAAAUGCCAGAUAUCAAGGUUGGGGAGCAUAUAGACCGUGACUGCAAGUCUGAUCCUGCACAAAGAAAAAGAAAGAUUUUUACAAAUAAAUGCUCCAAAGGAGGCUGCAAGCAGAAGGAAAUGAUUCGUGUGACCUGUGACCAGUGUCACCUGAACUACUGUCUUAAGCACAGACAUCCACUGGACCAUGAUUGUAAGACUGAUGGCAAGUCAGUCUCUAAAUCAGGACAUGCUGCUUUAAUACGAGCUCAGUGUGCUUCCAGCAGUAGCGCAACAGGCUCAUCCAUCACAGGAAGCUCCAGAAAUGCUUCGACUGUGGCAAAUGGGAACAUACGCACACGGAAUAGCAGUGCACAAAGGACGUCGGCCUCUUCAGCGGUUCAUCCUCCAACACAAAAUCCAAUACCUUCAUCAGCAUCCUUUCAGGCUGGAUUGACAGAGGAGCAGGCUCUCCAACGAGCAUUAGAGAUGUCACUGGCUGAAUCGCCCCGAACCACCCAGUCUACACUCAGUCCUCAGGAGCAGGAGGAUCUGGCGCUGGCUCAGGCCCUUGCUGCUAGUGAGGAGGAGUACCGACGACAGCAGCAGAGACAACAGGAAAGGGAUUCCAAGCAGUCCAACUGCCUUCUUUCAUAAUGUCAGCUCAAGAGGAUCCAAUGCAAUCUGCCUCAACCUAUACAGAAAAACACUGGUACCAGUUAUCUGAACAGACCAUUCCUCAGUUCAGCAUACGGUCUCCACAGACUGACGAUGCACUCAUUUUAACUACAGAGCUGUAUGUAAAUAUUUUAUAUUAUAAUCAGAUUAAUACAUAUUCAGUGUAGAUGUUUCUGAAAAUAAAUUAUUUUAAACAUAUUGUAAAAAAAAAAAAAAAAAAAAAAAAAAAAAAAAACGUGAGCCAGUGAUAGCUCAGUGGUUAAGGUACUGGACUAGUAAACAGAAGGUUGCCGGUUCAAGCCCCGCCACCACCAAGUUGCCACUGUUGGGUCCCUGAGCAAGGCCCUUAACCCUCAAUUGCUCAUCGUGUUCUGCUCGUUGAGUAAGUCGCUUUGGAUAAAAGCGUCUGCUAAAUGCUGAAAAUGUAAAUGUAAAUGUAAACUGCACUGCAUGCAAAACUUUCCUCAUAAAAAGAAGCACAUCUAAAACAGAAAAGUUGCACAUGAUAAGAACGUCCAUAGAACAUGUGGCUUUUAACAUGUGAUACUGUUAAUCUGUGUCUGCAGAUACCUUACAGAGUUUGUGGACCUGGGAAAUGUUUCAGCUCUGAGAACUUUCCGU